This is a messenger RNA of Diaporthe batatas, 3711 nucleotides long. RefSeq names its product poly(A)-specific ribonuclease. The transcript has 8 exons. Gene Ontology annotation, molecular function: nucleic acid binding; poly(A)-specific ribonuclease activity; protein binding. The record is from RefSeq and is a predicted model, not a curated record. NCBI's taxonomy places the organism in Eukaryota, Fungi, Ascomycota, Sordariomycetes, Diaporthales, Diaporthaceae. Bases 138 to 3641 code for a protein of 1167 amino acids. Gene Ontology annotation, cellular component: P-body; PAN complex. Gene Ontology annotation, biological process: mRNA processing; nuclear-transcribed mRNA poly(A) tail shortening.
GGCCGCGGCACGCCAAGUCCCAGCUCCCAGCAAGUUGGCGGAUUUAUGGUCUGCCUGAGCGCGUACUCCUUUCGAGUCUCUGAGGCCUCGUUUCAACUGCAAGAGGGCACCACGAUGCCACCUGGCGACCCGGUGCAAUGGAUGCGGACUGGGAUGAGUUGAGUCGUCAACUCCUCCCUCCACCGGGAGGGCAGUCGGUGCCUACCGGCGUCACCGCGCUCGCCUUCGAUUCAAGCCAGGAGCUCCUGUGGGCCGGAAACGAAUACGGCCGUGUUACAUCCUUCUAUGCAAACAAUCUUCAAAAAUACACCUCCUUCCGCGCCCACCCACCGUCCGAGGGUGCGGUGCACCAGCUGCUGUUCAAUGAGAAGGGCGUCCUCGCACUCGGCGCCCGAGGCGUCCACAUGGCUCUAAGGAGGGGACCGCCAGUAUGGCCACAUAUCAGUGCCGAAGACAUGAGAGAUCUCCGCUGCAUGAGUUUCACCUCGAAAGCAACCUCCGAAAUCCUCGUCGCCGGCGUGCAAGAUACAAUGUUUGUGAUUGACACAAACAAGGGGGAAAUAGUGAAACGAAUACCCACCGCACACCACUACAUCAAGAUGAAAAAGGGCCGCUACAUAUGCGCAGCUACAACCGACGGCAACGUCCACAUCCUCGACCCCGUCAAGUUCAGCAUCAUACACAAAUGGCGCGCUCACUCUGCCUUCAUAAAUGACAUGGACGUCCAGCAGGACUUUGUUGUCACCUGUGGUACCUCGCUUAAGCAACCCGCGGGUACUUAUAUGCUCGACCCCUUUGUCAUGGUCUUCGAUCUUAAGAAUCUUGCCACCAUGCCUCCUAUACCCUUCCCCCCGCUGGCUGCCUAUGUCCGUAUGCAUCCGCGCAUGCUCACCACAGGAAUAGUGGCUUCCCAGGGUGGCCAGAUGCAUGUGGUGGACCUCCUGAACCCAAACACUAGCAAUGUACGCCAGGCGAAUGUCGUAGGCUCGGUACUUACAGGAAUAGAAAUCGCACCAUCAGGCGAGGCCAUCGCGUUGGCCGACACUGGAUGUAAUAUGCACCUCUGGGGCUCUCCUUCCAAGUGUCACUUUGUCGAGCUGCCACAGCCCACUGAAUGGCCAGAUGACGAGGUGCCACCUCCCCAUAUUGACUGGAAAGACAAUACGCCACUGAACUCCAUCGGCAUGCCCUACUAUCGAGAGGCACUCUCAUCAGCCCUUCCAAACACCUCCAUCUCAGAUGUCGGAGCUCCUCCUCCCAGGUUCGCGCAAAAUGAUCUAGCCCAUCUCACGAAAGCUGCCUUUGGUUUCUACGGUCCAAAUACCCGGGGAAUACGCCGGAAUCAGAUCCAGGACACACGGGUUGCUGACAAGACCACCCUUGCUAUACGAGCACCCAAGUUCCUCAGUGAAAAGGCCAGAGAUGCGACCAAGGUAUCGAGCAGCAAGACUGCCCCGGACGGGCAGGUCGACAUGGCCGUGGGCUCGCUGGGUACCACUGAGCUGGAAAGUCUGCGUCUGGAUGUCCCGGCUCUAUAUCAAAAUGUUGAGAUCUCAUUCAGCAAGUAUGGCGUGGACGACUUCGACUUCGGGUUCUACAACAUGACCCGAUAUGCUGGCUUGGAAAACCACAUUGCGAACUCAUACGCAAAUUCCCUCCUUCAGGUCUUGCAUUUCACGCCAUUGGUUCGAAAUCUCGCUCUCCAGCAUGCGGCGACGGAUUGCUUGAGCGAAAUGUGCCUGCUCUGUGAGCUUGGCUAUUUGUCGGAUAUGUUGCAGAAGACCGAGGGCUCAUCAUGCCACGCGUCGAAUCUCUUGAAAUGCUUGAGCAACCAUCCACCGGCAUCUCGUCUUGGCCUUUUGGAGGAAGACUCGCGGCAAGGCUCUCUGACCAAGAUGAUGCAGCAGCUCACGAGGUUUCUGCUUCAGACCAUGGCGGACGACUACCGUACCAAGUCCCCUACCCCGACCGCGAUGCAGGAGAUUCUCGCUACUUCUGCUCUCACUACGAUCAAAUGUUUGAACUGCGGAAAUGAGACCAGCCGGUCGGGCUCAAAUUACGUGACGGAUCUGACGUAUCCGAUGACCAAAGGCCGCGGAAGCCUUUCAACCAAGACCACCUUCUCUCAAGUGUUGAAAAACAGCGUCGAAGGAGAAGGGGCCAUGAAAGGCUGGUGUAUCCGUUGUAAUCGGUACCAGUCCCUGCAGGCCCGCAAGACUAUCCAAGGAAUUCCUUCAGUAUUGACCCUGAAUGUCCCAGUCGCGGAGCACCGCGACAGCGAGCUCGAACAGAGGAUGUUGUGGGCAAACCCAGGGUGGCUUCCCGAGGAGAUCGGUAUCAUAGUAGAUAACGGCUCCUUCUUUUGCUACCAAGGCGAGGACCUGAAACUACACCUCCAACGCGGGGUGCACAAUAUCCAGGUCUACUCGCUCAUCGGCCUGUCGGUCAACAUUGAGAGCGGGUCACCUCAAAAACCACACCUUGCGGCCCUAUCGCCAGUGAGCGUCGAUACUGGGUCAAACCAUAAACCCCACCUUGUUGCCAUGGUCAACGUUGCUCAUGCCGAGCCAACGCCUCCAGGAGACAGCCAGUGGCAUCUCUUCAACGACUUCUCCGUCAAGCCAAUCUCAGCUGCGGAGGCUCUUACCUUCAAUUCAAGGUGGAAGAUGCCGUCCGUGCUUGUGUACCAGCUGAAGACUGCAAACAACAACCUUGACACCGAGUGGGUCAAGAACAUUGACACCUCGGUGCUGCACUUCGAUUUCAGGCCCGACGCACCAGAGCACCCGUAUCGCACACUCGACCCAGUCCUUGAACGACCGGGGCCCGAGACUACGGUGGCCCUUGAUACGGAGUUCGUGCUGGCCAAACAGUCAGAGGUGGAGAUGAAAUCGGAUGGCGUUAGAGAGGUCAUCCGGCCUAAUUUCCACGCGCUGGCCCGUGUCUCUAUUGUGCGCGGUGAAGGCGAGGACGAGGGCCUGGCCUUCAUAGACGACUGGAUCCAAGUCAGGGAGCCGGUCAUCGACUACCUGCACAGCUACUCAGGCAUCAAACCGGACGACCUGGACCCGCGCAACAGCAAGCACUGCCUGGUGUCCCUGAAGGUCGCAUACAAGCGCCUCUGGGUGUUGUUGAACCUCGGCUGCAAGUUCAUCGGGCACGGCCUCAAGGGCGACUUCCGCGUGAUCAACAUCCAGGUCCCCAAGGCGCAGAUCAUCGACACGAUCGACCUCUUCUACCAGAAGAACUACAGGCGCAAGCUGAGCCUCAAGUUCCUGGCCUGGUACCUGCUCAAGGAGGGCAUCCAGGUCGACACGCACGACUCGAUCGAGGACGCGCGCAUCGCGCUCAAGCUGUACAAGAAGUUCCUCGAGUUCGACGACGCGGGCAUCACCAAGAUGAUGCUCAACGAGAUAUACCGUGCGGGAGAUGGUGUGGGCUGGAAACCCCCGGCUCCGAACGAGCAGCAGAGUCAUCAGCAGCAGGGCGUCGUGCAGAGAAGCACCACGCCUAUCUCGGAGGCGCCCUCGACGCCCGUUAGGAAAGGACUGGUUAGCAUGUCAGGGACACUCACGCCGAGCUGGUCGGCUGGUCCGGGAGCAGGAGGGUUUACGCCAAGUAAGGGCUCUCCUCUCAAGUAAGUGGAGACAAGGGGUUGCAUAGACGAGUACAUAGAUAUCACACAAAUGAGCAGAAGGUCUUUUUUAAAAA